AUGGGGGGUCACGGGGGUUUAAAUAUUUUGCCUCAGAAGCGCUGGCAUGUGUAUAGGACAGAUAAUGUGCUGCGAGUGCUGCUUGAUGAAAGAGAGUAUCAGAAGCAGCUGAAGACUUCGCGACAGCAGCAGCAGAAAGUUGUUAUGAAUGAUGUCCUGACUUUAUUUAAACGAAGAAAGAAAGAAGCAACUGAUACAGCAGCAGCAGCAGCAGAUGAUGAUGAUGAUACUGCAGCAGCAGCAAAAGAUAAUGCAGCACCACCAGCAACAACUCUACACACCUGCUGUUCUCUAUUUGAAGAGCAAUCAAACACCAGCAGCAGCAGCAGCAGCAGCAGCAGCGCCUCUGCUAUUUCCGUUGCACGCAGAGCAGCAGAGCAAUCUGCUGCUGCUCCUUCUGCUGCUGCUCCUUCUGCAGCAACAGCAUCAACAGAGCGAUCUGCUGCUGCAGAAACAGCAGCAACAGCAACAGCAGCUGCUACAGAAGCACCAGUCAUAGUGGAGGGUCUGUGGGGCUCUGCUGGCUCUCAGCAGCAGCAGCAGCAGCAGCAGCCGGUGUUUGCUCGCCCGCUGUCUGUCCAGCUGAAAGAGGGUAAAGAAGAUGCUCUAGGACAGGUGAAAGGUAAGAAGAGACAUAUUAAUUUAUUUGCAGCAGCAGAACAUCAAGCAAAGAAGCAGCAAGAAGCGAGACAAAGAUACCUCCAGCAGGCAGGCCACUACAGCAGCAGCAACAGCAACAACAACAGCAGCAGCAGCAGCAGCAGCAGCAGCAGCAGCAACAGGGGUGACUUUUCAGUUGUUGCUGCGGAGCUGCAGCAAGGAAGCUGGUAUUUAAAAGAAAUGCCUUCAAAUAAAAAUGCAAGAGAAGAACAACAGCAAAAAAAACAACAGGAAGACGAAGAACAAAUAUAUCAAAAUAAAAAACUAAUAGUGCGGCGAACUGCUGCUGCAGCUAAACAAAGAAUGCUACAACUGCAGCAGCAGCAGCAACAGCAACAGCAGCAGCAGCAGCAGCAGCAGCUUCCUGCGGCGUCUUCAGCUGUGGGGUGUAAACGCCUCAGGGCAGAAUGCGUAACAGUUGAAUCCGAUUCAAACAGCAGCAGCAGCAGCAGCAGCAGCAGCAGCGACAGCGACAGUGAUGUGUGCAUAGUGGGUGAGAGCAGCAGCAGCAAAUUUGAGGGUGCGGACUGUAAAAAGAGUAAAAAUAAAAAAAAUAAAAAUAAAAAGAAGAAAAAAACAAAGAAAAUAACAAAACAGCUCAAGAGAAGGUGGAUGCUGCAGGCGCUGCAACUCCAAACCUAA
This is a messenger RNA of Eimeria acervulina, 1302 nucleotides long. RefSeq lists its product as hypothetical. Bases 1 to 1302 code for a protein of 433 amino acids. The transcript has a single exon. Lineage: Eukaryota; Apicomplexa; Conoidasida; Eucoccidiorida; Eimeriidae. The record is from RefSeq and is a predicted model, not a curated record.